Molecule: messenger RNA, 1029 nt
Organism: Gavia stellata (red-throated loon)
Lineage: Eukaryota; Metazoa; Chordata; Aves; Gaviiformes; Gaviidae
Gene: LUZP2
Product: leucine zipper protein 2
Exons: 12
Coding region: 1-1029 (342 amino acids)
Source: RefSeq, a predicted model, not a curated record
AUGAGAUUCAUCUCUGCUUGCUACUUGCUGCCUCUCUUUCCUGCACUGGUCUUCAGCGCUAGGCAGGGCUAUGAAGAACUGGAAAGACAGCUGAAAGAAGUCUUUAAGGAAAGGAGCAAUAUCCUUCGUCAACUGUCGAAGACUUCUAAAGAACUUGAGGGAAUUAAAGUAAACCUCCAGUCUUUGAAAAAUGAUGAAGCAUCAGCCAGAAAUGAUGUGCAGAAGCUUCUGGAACUGGGCCAAAAGCAAAGGGAAGAAAUGAAAUCUCUCCAGGAAGCCUUUCAAAAGCAGCUUAAUGAGGCAACUGAGAAAGCAGAAAAGCAGCAGGCUACCAUUAACUUUCUGAAGACUGAAAUGGAAAGGAAGAGCAAAAUGAUCCGUGACCUCCAAAAUGAGAACAAAAGCCUCAAAAACAAGCUCUUGUCAGGGAACAAGCUUUGUGGGAUUCAUGCAGAAGAGUCAAAAAAGAUCCAAGCCCAGCUGAAAGAGCUUCGUUAUGGGAAAAAGGAUUUGAUUUUUAAGGCACAACAGCUAACAGAUCUGGAGCAAAAGCUAGCAGUUGCAAAAGAUGAAUUGGAAAAGGCAGCCCUUGACAAAGAGUCACAGCUGAAAGCUCUGAAGGAGACCGUGCAGCUUUGCCUGUCUUCCGUUCUGCGCAGUCAGCCUCCUGCUACAAAUCUAAUCCCUUCAAAACCAGCUGAGAAGCUGACAUCCCCAGUUACAAAGGGCUCAAAAGUUCCACUUCAAGUGACAAGCACCAAGCGAAAUGCCUCAGCGGAGAAAGAGAAUCUUCAUGUGGCCUCAAGAAAGGAGGAAAAUCGGAGCAUCCAGGAGUGCGAUUCGCAAGAUGUUGGCAAGACAUGUUUGGGGAAUCUCAAUAAUUCAACAUCUCGUUUGAAGACAGAGACAGAGACAAGCUUUCAGAAGUUGCACAACCCUCCGUGGACUAAACCCGAAGAUAAAAAAUCACCUGAAAGAAAUGAGAAAAAAUUUGAAGAGUCUGUUAGUACAAAAGAAAAAAAACUCUAA